Messenger RNA from Gryllus bimaculatus (two-spotted cricket), 1903 nucleotides. Lineage: Eukaryota; Metazoa; Arthropoda; Insecta; Orthoptera; Gryllidae. The record is from the annotation of a GenBank genome assembly.
AUACCUUCACUUGAGAGAUGGAGUCAAAACUCAGUGUAAAAUGUAUAAUGGUGAAGUUAAUGAAAUUUUUAAUUUAACUUUCUGUGAAACAAUUUGGUGAUGAAGUCAGUCAUUUGUUUAUUAUAUUAUGACAAAAACAAUUAUGAUACAAAUAAUAAUUGGAAACAUUAUGUUAAAUAGAUUACUAGCAAGGAUGUAAAUUAUUUGAAAUUGCUGAAUGAUGAUAAGCUAAUUGUUUAUCUUGAUGGUUCAAUCCUAAGGAUGAUUUUCCAAAAGCCUAUAUUAAAUUUACAACAACAAUAUGGUGUUCAAUUUACGUCUAAUUAUAUCUCUUGUUUAACCCCUCAGUUACUCACGCUGUUAGAAAAAAUCUAACAAAUCUGGAUUUAUUUAAAUAUCAUUGUCAUCUUUCAACAAACAGAUUACACUCCAACUGUGCCUUCCUGCACGAUUCAACUCUACAUCUGUUCAAGGUUCUUAUCAGUUCUGAAAAGGGAAACAAUAUGAGAAGGCACUGAUUAAUGCAGCUCAUCCUGUUAGAUAUUUUCUCACACGUAGGCAACCGCUUUAUAUUUUGAUACGAUUAUCACGUCCACUCUUCUGACAGUUAUUCACUCUCUUUUGUGUCUCUAAUACUUUUGUGAAGAUCAAAAAAGCUUAGUAUCUCAUCUUGCUCGUGUUUUUAUACCUUAAAUCAAAGGUAAGAUUCAUAGAUUUAAAACGAAUAUUGUCCGACAUCCCUUUGCUGUAAUUUCUGUUACUUAGUUUUGUUUUCUUUUUAGAGUUAAAAGUUAUUUUGGGAAGCAACAAAGAAAAAAGAAGAUGUGCUCCUUGUUCAAAGAGGCAAACCAGGUUCACACAGGAUUUUAUUUAUUUGCUCCAAAUUCCUCUGAAAAGAACACAGAAGAAAUACUUUUUGUUUGCAAUGAAUGUAGAUCUGAGGAAGCUGAUUUUAGUUCAUAAAUGUCCCUGUAUAUUUCAAUGUGGUGAAGUGUUUAUUGCAUUAUAUGUAUUCUAUGAUUUGCCUUUCUUAAAUAAAUUUGCUUUGUAUAAUAUUUCACUUCAUGACAGAUUUUUAUUUGAGUUUUUAUUAUAAACAAAAAUUAUGUACCUGCAUGUUAUCUUUAUGCAUUAUUGCAUCUACACAAGUUGAAGAACUCAAUAACAAAUAUUUCUGAAUAUUAAAGCACAAAUUUGAUUCGUAAUAAUACAAUAAAUACAACAUAAACAGUUGUUAGAUAAAAUCUAACAUGCAAGUAAUUGCGUUACAAAAAUAUUCACCAGUAAUGACAGGUUAAUGUACUGAGUCUUUCAUGGUGAGUCAAUGAAAAUUGGAAUAAAAGAGAAACAUUCAUCUGUUAUGUAACUGUUUUAAAUGAGAAAUCUCUUGACACUUAAUUACAGUUUUAAAAUUGAAAUUUUAAUUCCUUGUUAGUUCUUUGAUUACUAUUUGAUUAUUUGCCAUAUAAAUUUGUGAAAAGAGUUUGAACGUGAUUGAAAGAGUCAGCAUAAUAUUGUAAUAACCCUCAUUUUUCAGCUCAUGUUUUAAGCGAGACGAUAAUGAAAGUUUGUGUAUACAUAUCUAUAUACCAUGUGUUGUAGUUCCAUGAAUGUGUUUAAACUGUUUGGAUCAAUUGUUGCUGUUUGCUUCUUGUUGGGGGAGGGAGGAACUAAGAUCUUUAUCUUUGAUUUGUGAAAUGAGGAUUACCAUAAAGUAGCCAUCAUCCUUUUAAUAUUUGAUGGCAAAACAAUUGAAAUAAUGUAUUGGUAACACACAAUUUAUUGAAAUUCAUAUUUUUUUUAAAAUUUUUAAUAAAGAACUUUUUACAUAAUUAUUGAAAAUUAUAUUCAAACAAAAUUAAGUAUUUAAAGGGAAUCAUACUGAUUUUACUGUUAUCUUUAC